GAACUGCUCAUUCGCGUUGCGAUAUGCUGCUAUCAUAGGUUGAUCCCCUUACUCGUGUUUUGCGGAGACCGUCACUGACUAACCGUUGACUGAACUGAUCCGUGACUCUGAUUUGCGACAAUGCCUACCGCGCAGGUGAACGAGGAAGGAGCUGUUCUCUUCUAUGAAGACAGCGGUCCACCUGCUGAUUCAACGACGUACACCACAGUAGUGCUUAUCCACGGUCUGAUAUUUCAUGGUGCUGUAUUCCGUCGUCUGUUGCCACAUGCUGUCCCAAAGAACCUACGGCUCGUCUCUGUGAACUUGCGCGAUUAUCCUGGAUCUUCACCUUAUGCUCAAUCGGAGCUGGAUGCUUUCAGAUCCGCUAAUGAGAAUGUUCAAACUGAGGCCAUAACGAAUCUCGAGAAGCAGCGCAAUGAAGACGGAACUGUCUCGGGAGGACUGGCUCUUAUCACCUGGUCGAUGUCUAACAUCCUCUCAUUGUCUUUCCUCGCGCAUGCAGAUACCUUACCACACGCCACCAAGAGUCUCCUUGACAAGUACCUUCGUACAAUCGUUCUCCACGAUGCAUCGAUUGCGACCUUGGGCGUGAACCCAUAUAUUGCCGCAACCUCCCUAGGCUCUUCUUCGACAGUCCUCUAUAGUCCUUUGCGUGACCAAUCACUUCCCUUCCCCGAAAGAGUCAAACGUUUCUCGACUUGGGUAUCAUCGUACUACACCAAAGUCGAUGAUCUAGCUACCCUGACUCCAGACCUCAUUAUUUCCCGCGAACCAAUUCAAGGCGCGGGCAAGAUACCGACUGUGCAACGCAUGUCGCCCGAAGAAAUCAGAGCCACGACUGAUUUCGGCGUCCUCGAACGAUCUCACGAUAGUAUACGACUUGUGAACUCGCGUAUUUAUAGUCGGAACCUUCGGCGUGCGCUUGGUGUUGGAAUGGAAGGCGAAGACAUCCCUUGGCCGAAGGUGAAGGUGUUGGCUCUUUGGUGUGAUACGGGGAUAGUAGAUACUGUUUGGGCUGCGAAGGCGAUAUAUGAUCUCUUGCAUGGGGAGGAGGGAGUAACAAGGGAAGUCGCCUUGCAGAAACUCGAAGGUGCAAACCACUUUGUACAUUGGGAUGAACCAGAGCUCUUUGUUGAAGCGGUGAGUAGGCAUAUCUAGCCGUAUCCGAUGCGUUGGCCCUAUGCAUCCAAACAAUGUACAUCGUCCCCUACUGGGGGGCUAAACACGGGGGAUUGGUAUAUCUGAAA
Messenger RNA from Somion occarium, 1247 nucleotides. The record is from the annotation of a GenBank genome assembly. Lineage: Eukaryota; Fungi; Basidiomycota; Agaricomycetes; Polyporales; Cerrenaceae.